UUAUUUUUGUGAUUAUUUUCAUCCUUCCAAAUUAUGUUAUCCUAAAAAAAAGUUAUAUUAUACAGGUGUCAUUUGCAUUCUGAAUUUUCUAGGUAUAGCAGCGUCAAAAUAGAAGAUCUACAUUUUUCAAUCCAAAAGAUCACUGCUCUUUGACGUGAUUAUUCACCAUCAGUUUGUUCUGUGCAAAGAAUACGGGCCUUUAAAUUCGUAAAACCUACUAUCCAUAAUUUCAAAAUUAUGAAACCACCUGCGUGUGUUCAUUAUCAUAUUGCUUGUUUAUCGCAACAAGAAGUAUAUACAUAUAUAUAUAUAGACAUACGUAUACAAAAUCCGCUCGAACAACAAUUAUGUGAUUAGGUAUCAGCAAGUUAAAAGCAAUUUUCUUGCAAUUUGCGACUGUGCGCGCAGGCGCGUGUCGCUCACAUUAGUAAAUUCGAUUGCUGUAAUUAGGUAAUUUAGCAAUAUAGGCUAGAGUAAGUUGUGACGUAAGUCAGGUGAUUAAUCGCGUAUUGUUAUUGCGCAACUGUUGUUCGAGCGCUGAGGACGAGGAUGAUGAUCCCGACAUGAAGGCGCAAAGGGAGAAAGAGAGGCGGCAAGCAAAUAACGCUAGGGAAAGGAUACGUAUCAGGGAUAUCAACGAGGCUCUAAAGGAACUUGGUAGAAUGUGUAUGACACAUCUAAAGACGGACAAACCUCAAACGAAACUCGGUAUCCUCAACAUGGCUGUCGAAGUUAUAAUGACACUUGAACAACAAGUCAGAGAGCGGAAUCUUAAUCCGAAAGCAGCGUGUUUAAAAAGAAGAGAAGAGGAGAAAGCAGAGGAUGGCCCGAAGUUACCAGGCCAUCUUGCAGCGCACAUAACACAUCCGCAUUCUCAUCCACACGCGCACUCCCAACCGCCCUUUCCCACAUUACCUGGUCCACAACCUUCCCUUCAGCACAAUCCACCACAGCCGCAGUAGCAGCGGCUCAGUGGCGGUAUCAUUCUGUGUUAAGGGGUAGAUACAUCUUAAAAUCAAUAAGAAACAAGUUUACGAACAUGACUUGCAUAUCGGAUAUAGGAUGUGUCUCUGCUCUUAUGAAUUGUGCAAAAAAUUAUGAGUACUAUGUGUUGCAUUUUGUAUAUUAUUAGAAGAAUGAAGAGAAGAUGAAAAAUCUAUUUACAUUUUGAAUUAUGAAAUAUUUCUUUUAAUUUAUUACUUUUAAUAUUUAUAUAUUAAAUAAUAUUUUUGUAUUUUUUUUCUUCUAAUUUGAAUUGCUUUAAAAUUAUUAUUUACUUAAAGAUAUGUCUCAAUGUUUAACAAGAGCGACACAAAAAUAUUUAUAAUUUUUUUGCAACUUUUCAACACGCAGUUAAAGAAGGGAAGAAGUUCCAUACGUGCUCACCUAAACAUAGGGCAAGUAAUUUUAAGAGGCAUCUACCCCCUCAAGGCGGCUUCAAAUUAUUUUUAUAAAUAGCGAAAAGAAAAAAAUAAAGGAAUAUGGUUCCUCUUUCGAGAUAUAUAAUGUGUAGGACGAUCGAAAUUUUAUUAACGAUCGAACUUCGCUGCUGACUCAUGUUAAAUUACCCACUUCUGUGUAUACACUACCGACACGUUUACGUUAUAACGCGCAAUAGCUAGGGAAGAGAAUCCAAGUUGGCGAAAACCAGUGUCAUUGACUAGAGAUGAAAA
Messenger RNA from Pogonomyrmex barbatus (red harvester ant), 1673 nucleotides. RefSeq names its product transcription factor daughterless (gene da). Gene Ontology annotation, biological process: regulation of transcription by RNA polymerase II. Lineage: Eukaryota; Metazoa; Arthropoda; Insecta; Hymenoptera; Formicidae. The record is from RefSeq and is a predicted model, not a curated record. Gene Ontology annotation, molecular function: protein dimerization activity; DNA-binding transcription factor activity, RNA polymerase II-specific; RNA polymerase II cis-regulatory region sequence-specific DNA binding. Gene Ontology annotation, cellular component: transcription regulator complex; chromatin.